Molecule: messenger RNA, 2743 nt
Organism: Rhagoletis zephyria (snowberry fruit fly)
Lineage: Eukaryota; Metazoa; Arthropoda; Insecta; Diptera; Tephritidae
Gene: kuk
Product: kugelkern
Source: RefSeq, a predicted model, not a curated record
AAUUAUUACUUUUUUCUUGUUUAUAGAUACUCCAGGAAUAGAAAAGUGUAGUCACUGCAUAAACAACGUCAUACAGGCUGCUUUAAUUCUCAUUUAUCAUCAAGAUGUCGACCAAAACUGUAUCACAACAACCGCGGCGUGCGCCACUUUCGUUGUCUGGCAGUGGCAAGCAGCAUAAUCAAAAUCAGUACAGUGGCAAAUCUGCAGAUUCCAAUGGCAGUUCAAAUAACAGCGCUAGCGCUAAAAAUGACAAUAAACUUUCUGCGAGCCAGAAAGCGGAGCCAACUAAUAAUGAUGCAAAGGAAUCCACUCCCAAGGAUGUAAAAAAAUUACAGAAUACAGAGAAAAAGCAGCCACAACAACAGCCGGCUGUAAAUAAUGAGACAGCAAAGAAAAAUGAAAAAGUUGAUGAGAAAAAAUCACAAAAUGGUGCUGGCAAAGCAGCAACCAAUGGCGGCACAAAGGAAAAGCAGCAAAAUGGCAGCGGUAAACAAGAAAAUGGUAACGGUAAUGCUUCCAAUGCUAAGUCUACAAAUUCACAUUCAAACGGAAACGCAACCGCCAAAUCUACAAGCACAAGCAAAUCAAACGAGAAAACUGCUGCGCCUGCCAAGGAAGAAGCCAAGUCCAAGGAACAAAAACCCGGGCAAAACAAUGAAAAAAAUGAUAGGGAAUCUGAGAAAGAAAAGGAGAAAGAUAAGAAAAAAGAGCAUGGUCCGGAAAAAACAGCGCAAAAGAAAAAAACCAGAUCCCGGCGUCAUGACACUGCAGCUGAGACCGAUAAAAAACAAGUAGAAAAAACCGAAUCUAUUAAGAGCGAUGAUACCAAAACCGAUGUGUCCAUACCAACAUCGCGUUCCAGUGCAGCGCAAUCCAAAACCAGCACGACCCCCACCAAAGGUGUAGAUAAAUCAUCUGGAGCCUCCACGCCCACAAAAGCUGUGGAAAGGUCGAGCGCUUCACAGCGCACAAAAACAGUCACGACUGUCAUAGACGAUGUCGAAAUGGAGACUCUCGCUGUAGAGCCCUCACCAGUAAAACCACAAAAGCACCCAGCUCCAACUGCAGCUUCUGUGGUCCCUGUUCCACAGCCACCGGCUGCAACUUCUACUCCAGGCAAGGCGCCACCAGUAACACAUAAGGCCAAAUUGCAAGCUGCAGCUGCAAAAUUAGAAAUGCCAACUAAAAUACAAAGUACUGGCAGUUCACCGAACCGCAGCAGUGCGCCUCGCGCCUUUACACAGAUCGCCGGACGUCGCAGCAUACGCCCCCUGACCGAAUAUACACCUUCGAAAUUCGAAGGCAAUUUGCAGUUCCGUGAAUCAUACCGGCGUAUUAAUACCGAAUUGGAUGUCAGUUCGACCACCAACACCAGCAUGAAUGUGACAGUUGGCUCCGAAGUUCCAAAUAAUUCAUCGUUCUCGUUCUUCGGUCGUGGACGUAAACGCGAUCGUACACCUCCACCACAGUCACUAUCGACCAUGCGUUUGCAAACUGAUGCAGAUUAUUCACCACCGAAACGUGCACGUUUGGAUAUGCAGACCUUCUUUAGUGUGGUCUCUUCCCCAUUAACAAUGCUACGCUCGCGUUUUUCCAGGGCUUCCAUACAAAGCAGUACACCAAUGAAGUUGACCUCGAAACUAACAGCAAAUGAUGAGGCCGAAGUACAAAAUGUCUCUGGCAUUUCAAUUGAGGAAGAAAUCAACGAAGGCGCUGAAAGUGAGGAGAAGACUGCCACCGAAGAUGUAACAGUGGGCAAAAAAACUGACGAUGAUGCUACGCCCAAGAUGGAUUCACCUAUGAAAGUCGAUGAAAAAUGCAGUAUGGAGAAGGGCGAAGAACGGAAUUCAGAAGGCGAUGUUGAAAAGAAAUCCUCGGAUGUGCAUGAAGUUGCAGCCGGCGUUGCAGACACUUCAGUAACUUCUGUUAAAAAUAAGAGAUGUAAUGUCAUGUAAAAUGAAAGAAGGCAAGCAAUCAAGCGUACAGUUUAUAUUAGUUACCGUAUUUUUUCUCUUUAAAUGUAUCUCAUGUUUAACGUACAUAUAUGUUAUUCCCUUUCUACCUUAAUUUCAUGUUCUUAAUACAUACAAUAUAUACGUAUAUACAUGCAUACAUACAAUAUUUACAUUCAUUAUAAAAUAUAAAUGUUUAAGUGAAGAGGUAUAUUUAGUUAUUAAGAGCGUUUCACGAUCCAAAAAAAAAUUUAGUUAGAUUCUGACCUUGAAGCAAAUGGAUAUUAUUUCAUUCGAAAGCAGUGGCUACACACAGAUGUGUAGAUAAUCAAAACUAUUAAACGAGUAAACAUUUUAUUUUCUCAGUAGUUGUUUUUGUCACCGUGUAAGGCAAUUACUAAGAUUUCUGCUGGAAAAUUGCCUUAUGCUGUUCCAACAACAAAAAUAUAGCAUAUCCGGUUUGGUCUCUCAUAUUGUUUUUCCUUGUCAGAAAUCCCAAAAUGUGAGGCCAGAACUUGAGAUGGAAAACAUAUUGGAUUGCAAAUUUAUCCUAAAGUUAGAAUAAUCGGCAUGUAAUAAGAAAAUAUUACUUUUUUAUGUUUUUUAUAAUGCAAUUUUUUCGCACAGAAAAACAUAAAAGAACAAAUAUUUAAAAGAAAGACAAAAACACAAAGUAAAUAAGCAUUUUAUAACUUCUUUUGCUUUGAUGACUGCUCAUUAUAUGAAUUAGAAUAAUUUAGUUUUAGUUGUAACUCAAUCAUAUCCCAAUUGAUUUCUGGAUAUUCAUAUAA